Molecule: messenger RNA, 2247 nt
Organism: Triticum urartu
Lineage: Eukaryota; Viridiplantae; Streptophyta; Magnoliopsida; Poales; Poaceae
Source: RefSeq, a predicted model, not a curated record
AUGUAUUCAUUGAAAUCAAAUUUCAGGUUCCCAGGGCAGUGGCUUGCAACCUUAGCCAAUGAAAUCUUGAUCAAAGACUCGGAGUCGACAUCCGAAGAGAAGAAGGCCAAUCCUUGGACCAAAACAGGACCAGAAAACAACUUAAAACGGCCGCCUAGGAUGGGGAUGCCUGCUCAGCUUCCUUCUGGUGCUGAUCUUCCAUCAUUGACAGAAUGCAGUGAUAGCGAAUCUCAAUUCAGAAUAGUAAAACUUCCAUGCAACCCGAAACAUCAGGGAAUCCAAAUUCCAACAGAAAGAAGUGAGGAGAUUCACAGUCCAGUGCAGUCUCCUGGUCGUCGUCCAGCAUCAUCACAUAUGAGUCGAACUCCCAGUGGUAGUCAACUAAGGAAAAUGUUGUUCACAGAAUCUAAGAUAGGCCGGUCAAGCUUCCGAAAGCUUCUAGAGCCAAGCCUAUCAGAUAAACCAGGAAUUACGCCAUACAGGAUUGUCCUUGGUAAUGUGAAAGAAAAGAUGAUGAAGACACGAAGACGGCUUGAGCAUCUUCUUGAGGAUCUACCAUGUGACUCUGAUCCUGCAGAAUAUUAUGAAACACCGGAUCAACUUUUAGAGCCGUUGCUCUUGUGCUACGACUCACUGCAAUCAUGUGGAUCUAGCAUUCUUGCCGAUGGCCGGCUGGCCGAUCUGAUACGGAGGGUUGCAACCUUUGGUAUGGUGCUAAUGAAGCUCGAUGUCCGCCAGGAAUCGGGCCGGCACACAGAAGCGCUUGAUGCCAUUACGUCUUACUUGGAUCUUGGCGUUUAUAGUGAGUGGGAUGAGGAAAAGAAGCUGGAUUUCUUGACUAGGGAGCUGAAAGGGAAGCGCCCUCUAGUUCCCCCAUACAUAGUGGUUAAUGCUGAUGUGAAAGAAGUUCUCGACACCUUCCGCGUUGCUGCAGAACUCGGGAGCGACUCGCUUGGAGCAUAUGUGAUUUCAAUGGCCUCCAAUGCCAGUGAUGUCCUCGCUGUCGAGUUGUUGCAGAAGGACGCGAGGCUAACAGUUAGUGGGGAUCUCGGAAGGGAAUGUCCCGGUGGAACGUUAAGAGUUGUUCCCUUGUUCGAGACGGUGAAGGAUCUUCGAGAAGCAGGUUCGGCGAUCAGGAAGUUGCUGGCCAUUGACUGGUACAGGGAGCAUAUCAUCAAGAACCACAACGGCCACCAAGAGGUCAUGGUGGGCUACUCUGAUUCUGGCAAGGACGCCGGCCGUUUCACGGCGGCGUGGGAGCUGUACAAGGCGCAGGAGGACGUAGUGGCGGCGUGCAACGAGCACGGCAUCAAGGUGACGCUCUUCCACGGCCGCGGCGGGAGCAUCGGGCGCGGCGGUGGGCCGACGUACCUGGCCAUCCAGUCGCAGCCCCCCGGCUCGGUGAUGGGGACGCUGCGGUCGACAGAGCAGGGCGAGAUGGUCCAGGCCAAGUUCGGGCUGCCGCAGACGGCAGUGCGGCAGCUGGAGAUCUACACGACGGCGGUGCUGCUGGCCACCCUGCGGCCACCGCAGCCGCCGCGGGACCCCAACUGGCGGCACGUCAUGGAGGAGAUCUCCCGCGCAAGCUGCGCGCACUACCGGCGCACCGUGUACGAGGACCCGGCCUUCGUCACCUACUUCCAGGAGGCGACGCCGCAGGCGGAGCUGGGCUACCUCAACAUCGGCAGCCGCCCGGCAAAGCGCAAGGCGGCGAUCACGGCCGCCGGCGGCAUCGCCAGCCUGCGCGCCAUCCCGUGGGUAUUCGCGUGGACGCAGACGCGGCUGGCGCUGCCGGCGUGGCUGGGCGUCGGCACGGGGCUCCAGGACGCGCGCGACAAGGGCCGCACCGAGGACCUCCGGGCCAUGUACGAGGAGUGGCCCUUCUUCCAGUCCACGCUCGACCUCAUCGAGAUGGUGGUGGCCAAGGCCGACGCGCCCAUGGCCAAGCACUACGACGACGUGCUCGUGCUGUCGCCGGAGCGGCGCGCGCUCGGGGAGGAGCUGCGGCGGGAGUUGGCCAGGGCGGGGAGCUGUGUGCUGGCCGUCAGCGGGCACACCAAGCUGUCGGCCAACAACCGGAGCCUGAGGAGGCUGAUCGAGAGCCGGCUGCCGUACCUCAACCCCAUGAACAUGCUGCAGGUGGAGGUGCUGCGCCGGCUGCGCCGAGACGACGACAACCACAAGCUCCGUGACGUGCUGCUCAUCACCAUCAACGGCAUCGCCGCGGGGAUGCGCAACACCGGCUGA